Messenger RNA from Rana temporaria (common frog), 14205 nucleotides. It is a transcript of the gene CSMD1, whose product is annotated as CUB and Sushi multiple domains 1. The coding region runs from base 74 to 9937 and encodes 3287 amino acids. The transcript is spliced from 65 exons. The record is from RefSeq and is a predicted model, not a curated record. NCBI's taxonomy places the organism in Eukaryota, Metazoa, Chordata, Amphibia, Anura, Ranidae.
AUCAGUUAACAUAUGUAAUCUAUUGUAUUGGCUUAAAUUAAAAACUGUAUUUUCUAUUUUUAGGUUAACUGGGAUGAACCUGCCCUCUCCAGUCAUAAGUAAUAAAAAUUGGCUUCGUCUUCAUUUUACUUCAGAUAGUAACCACAGACGGAAAGGCUUCAAUGCCCAGUUUCAAGUUAAAAAGGCAAUUGAAUUGAAAUCUAGAGGAGUGAAGAUGUUGCCGAGCAAAGAAAGUAAUCAUAAGAAUUCUGUCUUGAGUCAAGGAGGUGUACCAACAGCUACAGAUAUGUGUCCAGAUCCUGGAGUACCAGAAAGUGGUAAAAGAGCUGGAUUUGAUUUCAGAGUGGGUGCCAAUGUCCAAUUUUCCUGUGAUGAUAAUUAUGUGCUACAAGGCUCGAAGAGUAUAACUUGUCAAAGAGUGACUGACACACUCAGUGCUUGGAGUGAUCAUAGACCAAUCUGUCGAGCUCGGACAUGUGGCUCAAAUCUUCAAGGACCAUCUGGCAUUAUAACCUCGCCUAACUAUCCAGUUCAGUAUGAAGACAAUGCACAUUGUGUUUGGGUGAUAACAAGCAUAAACCCUGAUAAGGUGAUCAAGAUUUCUUUUGAAGUUUUUGAGCUAGAGAGAGGCUAUGACACCCUAACUAUAGGAGAUGGUGGAAAAGUAGGUGACACACGAUCAGUUUUAUAUGUUCUCACAGGUUCUAGUGUACCAGAUCUCAUUGUUAGUAUGAGUAAUCAAAUGUGGCUGCAUUUACAAUCAGAUGACAGCAUUGGAUCUCCAGGAUUUAAAGCAAUUUAUCAAGAAAUUGACAAGGGUGGGUGUGGGGACCCAGGAAUUCCAGUAUAUGGAAAAAGAAAUGGCAGCAGCUUCCUCCAUGGAGACAUACUAACAUUUGAAUGUCAAGCAGCUUUUGAACUUGUUGGAGAAAAAACAAUCACAUGUCAACAAAAUAAUCAAUGGUCUGGAAAUAAGCCAAGUUGUGUCUUUUCAUGUUUUUUUAAUUUUACAACACCUUCUGGAAUAAUUCUCUCACCAAACUAUCCUGACGAAUAUGGAAACAAUAUGAACUGUGUGUGGCUAAUAAUAUCAGAAGCAGGAAGUCGGAUUCACCUGAUCUUUAAUGACUUUGAUGUGGAACCCCAGUUUGAUUAUGUUGCGGUAAAAGAUGAAGGUAUUGCGGAAUUACCUGCACUUGGUACAUUUUCAGGAAAUGAAGUGCCCUCUCAGAUUGCAAGCAAUAGUCACAUAGUACGUCUAGAAUUCCAGUCUGAUCACUCAACCACGGGUAGAGGCUUUAAUAUUACUUAUACAACAUUUGGCCAAAAUGAAUGUCAUGAUCCUGGAAUCCCAAUAAACGGAAGGAGGUUUGGAGACAGGUUUCUCCUUGGUAGCUCAGUAUCUUUCCAUUGUGAUGAAGGUUUUAUCAAAACCCAAGGAUCUGAAUCUAUUACUUGUAUUAUACAAGAUGGAAAUGUAGUUUGGAGUUCCACUGUUCCAAGAUGUGAAGCACCAUGUGGAGGACACUUAACGGCAUCAAGUGGGCUUAUAUUGCCUCCAGGCUGGCCUGGCUAUUACAAGGAUUCAUUAAACUGUGAAUGGGUGAUUGAAGCAAGAACUGGGUAUUCAGUUAAAAUCACUUUUGAGAGAUUUCAGACUGAAGUCAAUUAUGAUAUUCUGGAAGUACGGGAUGGGCCAGCCAAUUCAUCCCCAUUGAUUGGAGAGUACCAUGGAACACAAGCACCACAAUUUAUUAUUAGUACAGGGAAUUUCCUGUAUCUUUUAUUCACAACUGAUAACAGUCGUUCCAAUGUUGGCUUUCUAAUCCGCUAUGAAAGUGUUACUCUAGAAUUAGAUUCAUGCCUAGAUCCAGGCAUUCCGGUAAAUGGUCACCGACAUGGAAAAAACCUUGGCAUUGGCUCUUUUGUGACUUUCACUUGUGAUGCCGGCUACAUUUUAAGUGAUGAUGAACCGCUGGUUUGUGAGAAAAACCAUCAGUGGAACCAUGCCUUGCCUACUUGUGAUGCUUUAUGUGGAGGUUAUAUUCACAGUAAGAGCGGAACAAUACUUUCUCCAGGUUUUCCUGAUUUUUACCCCAACUCUUUAAAUUGUACUUGGACAAUAGAAGUAUCUCACGGAAAAGGUGUACAGCUGGUGUUUCACACCUUUCACCUUGAAAGCUCCCAUGACUAUCUGUUAAUAACAGAAGAUGGCAGUUUUACUCAUCCUGUUGCCAGACUGACAGGUUCAGUUUUACCCCCCACUAUAAAAGCUGGACUUUUUGGGAAUUUUACAGCUCAUCUUAGAUUUAUAUCAGAUUUUUCAAUCUCAUAUGAAGGAUUUAACGUCACAUUUUCAGAAUAUGAUCUGGAGCCUUGUGAUGAUCCAGGAGUUCCUGCCUUCAGUAGAAGAAUCGGAUUUCAUUUUGGUGUUGGAGACUCUCUUACAUUUUCGUGUUUUCCUGGAUAUCGUUUGGAAGGCUCUGAUAAGCUCUCCUGUUUGGGAGGUGGCAGAAAAGUGUGGAGUACACCUCUUCCAAGGUGUGUGGCUGAAUGUGGAGCAACAGUCACUGGAAAUGAAGGAACACUGCUGUCUCCAAAUUUCCCAGCAAAUUAUGACAACAAUCAUGAAUGCAUUUAUAGAAUAGAGACUCAACCAGGAAAGGGAAUCCACUUAAGAGCUAAAACAUUUCAACUGCAUGAUGGUGAUAUACUGAAGGUUUAUGAUGGAAAACACAGUUCUUCUCGACUUCUAGGUGCCUUUACAAAAAAUGAACUAUUAAAAGUAAUACUCAACAGUACAUCAAAUCAUUUGUGGAUAGAUUUUAAUACAAAUGGAUCUGACACUGACAUUGGAUUUCACCUAACUUACAGCAGUUUUGAUUUAAUAAAAUGUGAAGAUCCAGGAAUACCAAACUAUGGUUACAAGAUUCGUGAUGAGGGUCACUUUGCUGAUACAACUAUUAUGUAUAGCUGUAACCCAGGUUACACAAUGCAUGGAAGUAGCAUACUGACAUGUCUCAGUGGAGAUCGGAGAGUGUGGAACAAGCCUUUACCAACAUGCACUGCUGAGUGUGGAGGUCGGAUUUAUGCUGUUGCAUCAGGGCGCAUUCUGUCUGCAGGUUAUCCAUCACCAUAUGAAAAUAACUUACACUGCACUUGGAUUCUUGAAGCAGAUCCAGGGAAAACUAUUAGCCUUCACUUUAUAGUUUUUGACACUGAAGUCUCACAUGAUAUCCUCAAGGUUUGGGAUGGACCUGUAGACAGUGAUGUUCUUCUGAAAGAGUGGAGUGGUUCUUCUCUCCCCGAGGACAUUCAUAGCACAUUCAACUCUUUGACUUUACAGUUUGAUAGUGAUUUUUUCAUCAGCAAGUCUGGUUUUUCCAUACAGUUUUCAACUUCUGUUGCAUCAACAUGUAAUGAUCCUGGAGUUCCUCAAAAUGGUUCCAGAUACGGAGACAGCAGAGAGCCAGGAGACACCAUAAGCUUUCAAUGUCAUCCUGGGUAUCAGCUACAAGGACAAGCUACAAUUACCUGUGUGCAGCUAAAUAAUAGAUUCUUUUGGCAACCAGACCCACCCAAUUGCUUAGCUGCUUGUGGUGGAAACUUGACAGGCCCAGCAGGAGUAAUUUUGUCACCUAACUACCCUCAGCCUUACCCUUCUGGAAAAGAGUGUGACUGGAGAAUAAAAGUAAAUCCAGACUUUGUCAUUGCCUUGAUAUUCAAAAGUUUUAACAUGGAACCUAGCUAUGAUUUUCUACAUAUAUAUGAAGGUGAUAGCUCCAACAGCCCUAUAAUUGGAAGUUUUCAAGGUUCUCAUGCACCAGAAAGAUUAGAAAGCAGUGGAGACGGUCUGUUUCUAGCAUUCCGUAGUGAUGCAUCUGUUGGAAUGUCUGGAUUCGCCAUUGAAUAUAAAGAGAAACCAAGAGAAGCUUGUUUCGAUCCAGGGAACAUUAUGAAUGGUACGCGGAUUGGAACUGACUUUAAACUUGGAUCAACGGUAACUUACCAGUGUGAUCUAGGAUACAAAAUUGUUGAUCCUGCAACAAUAAGUUGUAUGAUUGGUGCAGAUGGAAAGCCUGCAUGGAACAAGAGUUUGCCAUCAUGUAAUGCGCCAUGUGGAGGGCAAUAUACAGGAACUGAGGGUGUGGUACUGUCCCCAAACUAUCCAAAUAAUUACACCGUUGGACAGACUUGUCAUUAUUCAAUAACAGUUCCAAAGGAAUUUGUUGUGUUUGGGCAGUUUGCAUACUUCCAGACAGCUCUCAAUGAUUUGGUUGAACUUUUCGAUGGAGCACAUCCACAAUCAAGACUGCUCAGUUCCCUCUCAGGGAGUCAUACAGGGGAGACAAUGCCAUUAGCCACUUCAAAUCACAUUCUUCUGAGAUUCAACACAACAAAUGGUGCACCUGCCAAGGGAUUUCAUUUUGUUUAUCAAGCGGUUCCACGUACCAGUGACACUCAGUGCAGUUCUGUUCCUGAGCCAAGAUAUGGCAAAAGAAUUGGUUCAGAUUUUUCUGCAGGCUCUAUGGUUCGAUUUGAAUGCAACCCUGGAUACCUGCUUCAAGGUUCUAAAGCUAUACGAUGUCAGACUGUCCCCAAUGCUUUAGCACAGUGGAAUGACACUGUGCCUAGUUGUUUAGUCCCUUGUAGUGGGAAUUUUACAGACAGAAGAGGAACAAUAUUAUCCCCUGGCUUUCCAGACCCUUAUGGCAACAGCUUAAAUUGUGUCUGGAAAAUCAUAGUGGCUGAAGGAUCGGGAAUUCAGAUACAAGUUUUAAGUUUUGCAACAGAGCACAAUUGGGAUUCACUUGAGAUAUAUGAUGGCUCAGACACAACUGCACCAAGACUUGGCAGUUUUUCUGGGACUACAGUGCCGGCACUUCUAAAUAGCACAUCGAAUCAGCUCUACCUGCAUUUUCACACUGAUAUAAGUGUAUCAGCAGCUGGAUUUCAUUUGGAGUACAAAACUGUUGGACUUACUGCCUGCCCAGAACCACUUGUGCCGAUGAAUGGUAUUAAAAAUGGAGAUCGCUACAUGGUUAAUGAUGUAGUAUCUUUUCAAUGUGAACCUGGCUACACAUUACAGGGGCAUUCCCAUAUUUCCUGCAUGCCCGGGACAGUACGACGUUGGAAUUUCCCUUCACCCCUUUGCAUAGCAAAAUGUGGUGGAAUACUGAUGAAGAUGGCUGGAGUAAUAUUAAGUCCUGGUUUUCCUGGAAACUACCCAAGCAACUUAGACUGCACUUGGAAAAUUUCAUUACCAGUUGGUUAUGGGGCUCACAUUCAAUUUGAAAAUUUUUCAACUGAGGCAAAUCAUGAUAUUCUUGAGAUACAAAAUGGUCCCUAUCAUACAAGUUCCCAAAUUGGGCAGUUUAGUGGCCCUGAACUCCCAUCAUCAUUGCUAAGCACAACUCAUGAAGUUCUUAUUCACUUUUUUAGUGAUCAUUCUGAAAACCGACAAGGUUUUAAGCUUGUAUAUCAAGCCUAUGAAUUGCAAAACUGUCCAGCCCCGCAUCCAUUUAAGAAUGGGUACAUCAUUAAUUCUGAUUAUAGUGUGGGACAAUCAAUAUCUUUUGAAUGUUAUCCAGGAUAUGUUCUGAUAGGACAUGCUGUUCUCACUUGCCAACAUGGUAUUAAUAGAAACUGGAACUAUCCUUUUCCAAGAUGUGAAGCACCUUGCGGAUAUAAUGUGUCAUCGGAAAAUGGCACCAUUUACUCUCCAGGAUUUCCAGAUGAAUAUCCCAAUUCAAAGGACUGUACUUGGUUUAUUUCUGUUCCACAGGGUCAUGGGGUUUAUAUUAACUUUACUUUGCUCCAGACCGAACUAGUGAAUGAUUACAUUGCAUUAUGGGAUGGAAUUGAUCAGAAUUCUCCUCAGCUUGGUGUUUUUAGUGGAAAUACAGCCCUUGAGACAGCAUAUAGUUCAUCUAAUCAAGUACUUAUUAUGUUUCACAGCGACUUUUCAACUGGGGGAUUCUUUGUUCUGAAUUUUCAUGCAUAUGCACUCAAGAAAUGCCAACCACCAACAUCUGUGCCAGAAGCUGACUUCAUUUCUGACAAUGAUGACUUUGAAAUAGGAGAUUUUGUAAAAUACAAAUGCCACCCGGGGUUUACCUUAGUAGGAAAUGAUAUAAUAACCUGUAAAUUGAUUACUCAGCUGCAGUUUGAGGGUUCCUUACCUACCUGUGAAGCACAAUGUCCUGCAAAUGAAAUGCGGCAAGAAUCAUCUGGGGUCAUCCUUAGCCCUGGAUAUCCUGAAAACUAUCCUAAUUCCCAGACAUGUUCCUGGAGCAUUAGGAUUGAACCUGGUUACACCAUAUCAUUUUUUGUGGAUAUGUUUCAAAGCGAAAAACAGUUUGAUGAACUUGAGGUAUUUGAUGGGCCAUCUGGACAAAGUCCACAUAUUGUGGCUUUAAGUGGCAAUUUAACAGGGCAACAAAAUUUUACAAGCAAAAGCAACACUGUUUUUCUUCGCUGGUCAACAGAUCAUGCUACAAAUAAAAGAGGUUUCAAAAUUCGAUAUUCAGCUGCCUACUGUAGUUUGCACACAGUAAUAAAUAAUGGGGGAAUUUUGAACAAGACGGGCAUUGAGCUUGGUUCAAAAGUUUACUACUACUGUAAGGCUGGAUAUCAAAUGAUUGGAAACAGUAAUACAACAUGCAUACGGAGACGAAAUGGAAUGUAUGAAUGGGCUUCACCAGCACCAAUUUGUAAAGCUAUAUCCUGUGGAAUUGCCCAGCCACCUGGAAAUGGUUCAGUGUCUGGAAAUGAGUUUACUUUGGGAAGCAAAGUGAUAUAUGAAUGUAAUGAAGGCUACAGAUUACAAUCUAGUCAACAAUCAACAGCAGUAUGUCAAGAAGAUGGAUCAUGGAGUAAUGCAGGCAAACCACCUGUUUGUCAGCCUAUUAUGUGCCCAAAUCUGGACUCCCAGCUCUUGGAACAUGUCAUCUGGCGGCUGGUUUCAGGUUCAUUAAAUGAAUAUGGAUCUCAAGUCUUGCUGAGUUGCAGUCCUGGUUAUUAUCUUAGUGGAUUGAGACUUCUACAAUGUAGAGCUAAUGAAACGUGGAGUGGAGGCAAUACCAAACCAAGUUGUAUAGUUAUCUCAUGUGGGGAUUUACCUAUUCCACCAAAUGGUAACAGGAUUGGAACUUUGAAUGUUUAUGGUGCAACAACAAUAUUUACGUGUAAUUCUGGAUACACACUCGUUGGGUCCCAUGUAAGAGAGUGCCUGGCUAAUGGUUUGUGGAGCGGGACUGAAACCCAAUGCCUAGCUGGACAUUGCGGUUCUCCUGAUCCUAUUGUAAAUGGGCAUAUAAGUGGUGAUGGAUUCAGUUAUCGAGACACAAUAGUCUAUCAGUGUAAUCCAGGAUUUCGUCUAGUGGGCACAUCUGUCCGUAUAUGCCUUCAAGAUCACAAGUGGUCAGGGCAAACACCAGUCUGUGUUUCUAUAACUUGUGGUCAUCCUGGAAAUCCUGCACAUGGAAUUACCAAUGGAAGUGAAUUUAAUUUAAAUGAUGUUGUUAACUUCACAUGUAAUCUAGGCUAUGUGCUUCAGGGUUCAUCUCAAGCACAAUGUCGCAGCAAUGGUAUGUGGAGCACCCCUCUUCCAUAUUGCCGAGUGGUAAACUGCACAGAUCCUGGUUUUGUGGAAAAUGCUAUUCGUCAUGGACAACUGAACUACCCUGAAAACUUUCGUUAUGGAAUCAGUGUGACCUAUCAUUGUAAAAAGGGUUACUAUCUUUUAGGAUCAUCUGUUCUUAACUGCAAGGCGAAUGGCAUGUGGGACAGAUCACUUUCUAAGUGUAUACCUAUAUCAUGUGGUCAUCCUGGUGUUCCUGCUAAUGCUGUUCUAAGUGGGGAUAAAUUCAUAUAUGGGUCAAAAAUCCACUACUCUUGCACUGGACCACAUAUACUUAUAGGAAAUUCAACCAGAGUUUGCCAAGAAGACAGUAGAUGGAGUGGGACGCUUCCUCACUGCUCAGGAAUUAACCCUGGAACCUGUGGUGAUCCUGGCAUUCCAGCUCAUGGUUCUCGACUUGGAAAUGAAUUUAAAAUAAAAAGCUUACUUCGUUUUUCUUGUGAAAUGGGAUACACAUUGAUGGGCUCCACGGAGAGAACAUGUUUAUUAAAUGGCUCUUGGUCUGGUGUACAACCUACAUGUGAAGCGGUAUCCUGUGGAAAUCCUGGAACACCAGCCAAUGGCAUGAUAAUUUUCAGUGAUGGAAUACUUUUCUCAAGCUCUGUCAUCUAUGCCUGCUGGGAAGGUUACAAAACAUCAGGGUUAACCACUCGACAUUGCACUGCCAACGGAACCUGGACUGGAAGUGCUCCAGAUUGUUCAGUUAUAACCUGUGAAGAUCCAGGAUCUAUUGCUAAUGGUUUUCAGAUAGGAAAAGAUUUUACAUUUAACAAGACAGUAAUUUACCAGUGUAACCCAGGUUACCUAAGAGAUCCUUUCACCUCAUCACCCAUGAUGUGUGGCAAAGAUGGCACCUGGAAUCAAACAAAACCAACAUGUAAAGCCAUAUUUUGUGGUCAGCCCCCUCAUGUACCUUACGGGAAGCUUCAAGGGUCAGAUUUCAGCUGGGGGUCCAGUGUCAGCUAUACAUGUGUUGAAGGUUACCAGCUGUCUACUCCUACUGUUCUGUCUUGUGAAGGAAGAGGAACAUGGAGAGGGGAAAUUCCACAAUGUCUACCCAUGUUUUGUGGUGAUCCUGGGACUCCAGCCGAGGGACGUCUCAAUGGCAAAAGUUUUACCUACAAAUCAGAAGUUUCAUUUCAGUGCAGACCCCCAUUUAUUUUGGUAGGGUCAUCUAGAAGAAUUUGCCAGUCAGAUGGCACCUGGAGUGGUAUUCAGCCAAUUUGUAUUGAUCCGGCUCAUAAUACUUGCAGAGACCCUGGUACGCCUCAUUAUGGCAUGCAAAACAGUUCCAGGGCCUAUGAGAUUGGGAGUACUGUCGUCUUUAGAUGUCGCAAAGGCUACCAUAUUCAAGGCUCCACUACACGUAAUUGUCUAGCUAAUUUAACGUGGAGUGGAACUCAGCCAGAAUGCAUCCCUCAUGCAUGUAGACAACCAGAGACCCCUAUGCAUGCUGAUGUGAGGGCAAUAGACUUACCGACUUUGGGAUAUACUUUAAUAUACACGUGCCAGCCGGGAUAUUUUUUGGCAGGUGGGUCAGAGCACAGAACGUGUAAAGGAGAUAUGAAGUGGACAGGCAAACCACCAAUUUGCAAAAGCAGAGGUUUCAGGCUACAUAACACAACAGUUACAAAGACCCCAGUCCCUUCAGAUGUUUUUUCAAUAAAUUCUGUCUGGAAAGGAUUUUAUGAGUACCUUGGGAAGCAACAUUCAGCAACUUUAACUGUUGACUGGUUCAAUAACACAAGCAGCAAAGUUAAUGGAACAUUUUUAGAUACUAAUAACAGUGAACUAAAGUUAUCAGGAAUUUAUAAGAAAGAAGAAGCCCAUUUGCUUUUGAAGAUUUUCCAGAUUAAGGGUUCAUCAGAAAGUUUAAUAAAAAAGUUUCAAAAUGACAACUGGGCAAUGGAUGGUUAUGUAUCUUCUGGAAAAGAAAAAAGCAUUUUUAACUACCAAGGUGAUAUACAAUCAAAGGAUUUUGGGAAGUUUAUAUUUCAAAGACAAGUUUCUCAAAACAUCAAUGAUUCCUCUAAUAACUACCAUGGCACAAACAGCAGUUCUGUAGCAGCUGCAAUCCUGGUACCUUUUUUUGCCCUCAUACUAUCUGGAUUUGCCUUCUACCUUUACAAACACAGAGCAAGACCCAAAGUGCAAUACAAUGGAUAUGCUGGUCAUGAAAAUAGCAAUGGACAAGCAUCAUUUGAAAAUCCAAUGUAUGAUACAAACUUAAAACCCACAGAGGCAAAAGCUGUUAGAUUUGACACAACAUUAAACACAGUAUGCACAGUGGUAUAGCCUUUGGAGUCAAUUAAGACUUAUUCAUAGCCAUACCUCUGAAGGACAAACUGAAAUCCCAUUGGUGCCCUAAACCAAUAUCUCUACUACUUCUGUCUUUGCUGCUGCAAACUCUAACACCAUAUGUCAGCAAACAGUAGAUACAUCUUUGAUGCUCAUUGAAUGAGUUGAGUCUUCUGAAGAUCACAUGAAGAAUGUUUCUUUCUUUAAAAGAGGAUUACAAUGUCUGUCUUCAAUAUGCUUGCCAUGGAGGAAUACUUCAGGAAGACAAAUAAGUCAUACCAGUUGUUAUUUGGAUGCCUUUCACUGCAAUAUCUUGGGCACUUGGAUAAAUCCUCAGCUACUUUGAUGUGUGAGAUCAUCAAAGGGCGUGUAUUUUUUUGUAUCCCAACAAAAGUGAAUGUCCUGGAGGAGACGCCCACUGGAAGAAGAGGACAACCUUUUGUAUGGUUGCACAUACAUUAAAUGCUUUAUCAUGAAAUCAGUGACACUAUGUGACAGUUAAAAUGAACCAGAUUUAUCAGACACUGUUUGUGCGCUGGGUGGUUUGUUAAUCUUUCCAUUCAGUUGGUGUUGCAAAAUAUUACUGCACAAUUUUUUGCACUAGUAUGUUUGAAAUGAGUGAGUUUCAUCCCAUCAACAAAAACAGGGUUUAUAAUGACAAUGUUCAGUUGUUUAAACUCAUUUCCAUUUGACCCCCAUUUUACUAGACACCAAGUUUCAUUAUUCCAGCAUUUAUUAAAAUACAUAAUUUCUUAACAAAAAAAAAUCAAAAAGGAAAUUGGAAACUUUGUUUCUGUGCAAUUUAAUGCUGGCUCUCAUCUUCAUAAACCACACCUGAUAUCAUGUCCAAAAGCAGCAGUCAAUUUUUGUACAAUAUAUAUUUUAUGUCUUAUUUUCUUAUAAAAAUAAAUAAACAAAAACAGGGUUGACAUUAAACAUUUGUAUUAUACAAUUAAACAACAAGUGUUUGGAAAAUUGUGAAUAGUAGUUCAUUUACACUUACACAAAAGAGAAAUAUAUAUUUGGAAAAUGAAUUUGCUAUUUAAUAUAUGCCUCCAAAAUUAUUAUUUUUUUGAUCACAGCGAUGAACAUUCUUUCUGUCACAUUUUGGGUCAGAACUGGAUCACAAAAGGAUAUGGAAACUCAGAAAAUAAAUGUUGCUUCCAAAUUGUUAGACGCAAAGUCUGGCAUGGUUCCUCCCAAGUGUAAAAUUGUAUGAGGCAUUUCCAUUAGUAGUACAGUAGUUUCUAACAAAUUCAAAUUUAGAACAAUUGGAAGUUUUCUGUAAUUCCUGUGGGAAGUGUGGGAGCAAUGCAUCUUGCUGGAUUAUUCUCUUUCCCUGUAUUUCUUAUAUAAAAUUCUUACCAAUGCAUGGGAACAAACUUAGAGUGAACCUGUGAAGAUAGAAGUAUGGUAGCUGCCAUUGUUCACUUGUGAUCCUGACUUCUAUACCUCCAGAUAUAACUAUGGAAAUUUGCUGAUAUUUAACCUUUUUUUCUUCUUUAAUAAGGAAGAGGAACCUUGUUUAAUCCAAAUUUGUUGAAUAAAAGCUGCCUAGUGACUUGGUUACCUGCAACCAGCAUAGAGACAGCGAAGACUAAAAAGUCUCAUGUACCAUUCUGCAUACUGGUUCCAUAAGGGAAGAGGUUUUUGCAAAUUGGUCUAUUCACAAAACUACCCAUUUCAAUUUCAUAGAAAUUGUUACAAAGCAGAAACUCUCAAUUCCACUCAUUGAGCUGCUUAUGUAAAAUUUCCUUUUAAAAUAUUUUUUUUUUAAUUAGAGGGUGUGUUUUUAUUUGGGAGAGGGGUGUGUUUAGGGUGUUUAAGGUUAAUUUCAUCUAGUAUUUUAUUUCCUUAUUUUUUGUGUAUAUGAUUACUAUUUAUGCAUUGUGGCUUUGUGAAUUUUUUUACAGUGUAAUUUUCUGUGAAAAAAAUGUAAAACAAUAAAGCCACGUAUAAGCUUAUUUAACUCAGGGACCCUUUAAAACCUACUGCACCCAUGAAAGCCCUGAACAACUCAAUAAUUUCACAUUUCUUGUUUGCCUUCAAUGCAUUUUUUCAAAAUGUUUGGUCAACAUUUUUUGAUUUGUAAAAUUUUCAGGGAAUUAAAAACCAUCAAUUCUGCUCAUCCCCAAUGAUAAAGGUCAGGAUGACAGAUCUGGAGCCUGCAGCAGUGGCAGCUUCCACAAAUCUAUAUUCACAGAUUCAAUUUAAAGCAGAGUAUUGAGUCUAGAGUAAAGUUUACUUGUUCUCAAUAUAAUAGAAACGUUUAGUGCAUACACUUAUUGGAUGGAAACACCUGUGACAUUAAUCUCUUCCUGGCAGGUACAAAAUGUUUAAACUAUACCUUUGCUGUAUCUUCCAAAUUGUUAUUUUCUGUAAAUUGUAUGUCUACCCAGAGUUUCAUUUUUUCUUGUUAUGUUAUAGUUGAUAUACUGAACUACCCGAAUACUGAUAGUUUACAUACUGAACCACCUGAAUGCUGCAUUGCUAAAUCACACACACAAAAAUACAGCAGCUCAGAGAAUAUAUAAAUCUAACAUGGAGUCAUAGCAAAGACAAAGGUUUGUUUUUAGUUUUUGAUUAGAGACCCUAUUUUAUAUGAUAAAUGUAUGGCCAAAAUGAAAAGAUUUUCUGAAAUUUUUAUUCCCAGCAUGAAUGCUUAAACUUGUAAAAAUAAAUUGUGGGAUGCCUUUUUUCAGAUGACAAAUAAACAACAAAAUAAUUUAGUGCAUUCAGUAGUGAUAUAAGUGCCUUUUGGAUAGCCUGGGAUAUUUUUAAACACAGUUUUGCUAAAUUAGCAUUGUCAAACAGGCUAUUCUUGAUGACUUCCAGUAUACAUAUUUAGCUGGCAUAUUUCCCUUUUGGACUCACUUGGGCCCUGUUUAAAAAGUGCCUAAAAGGAAAUUUUCUGUGUUGAUUAUUUUUCUUUCAUUUUUUAACUACAAACGCUAUAUCUGAAAGUUUGAUUGAUGGCUAUAAGCAACACAGAUGCUUUCCUUCUGGUCAGUUUGGGGUUGAUUUUAUUACGAGAGUAGAGCAUGUUCAAUUUUAAUGGAAAUUUUCACUUACAGUGGUUUAGUGAAUGUUGUGAAAAUUCACUUUGUAAAAAAUACUUAAUCAUGUACAGGGAAAAAAAUGGAUUUUCACUUACACAAGAAUGGAUUUUUCAGCAGGGCUUUACAUCAUGAACAUUCACUCUGUAAGUGAGCAGCUUAUGCUCCUUUAGUAAACCAACCCCUUUGAGAACCUGGAACAUUUAUGUUUUAUGAAUCAUCUAAUAUAUAUACAAUAUACAGUAUAUAUAAUAUGUUGGAAUAAAAAACAUUAAAUUAAAUAAUAUGUUCAGCUUCUGUUUGUGUUCACUAUAUUUUGUGCAGGUGGAAGUAGUAUUUUUGUAAUUUUAUAAUAAGCUGCUGGUUCAACAGGGAGAUACUGAUGAAAGACACCCCUAAUCAAAUACCCUGAAAAGAAAGGUAUCAGGAAAGAACAGAAAAAUAUGUUUUUUUUUCUUUGCCAAUCUCCUCCCCUAUAUCUGAUAAUAUUUUCAAUCUGCAUUAACUGAAAAGGAAAGCAGAGAUUUUAUAGAAUAGAAGGAAUUUACAAAAACCUUCCUAGUCAUGCUGUAAUUGAAUCUGUGUGUUAUUGCUUAUGGUAAAAUAAUUUUUCAGUCCAUGCAGAGUGACUACAUUCGUCAUGUAGGUGAGAAGGGCAACUGUUAGCACAGCUUUGCCUUUAGUGCUUCCUGUGUUGAAAAGCAGAUGUGUUUUGGGUACAAAAUAAAGAAAGAAAAUAAAUAUAUAUAUAUAUACACUUCUUAAAAGUAUUAAAUGUAUAUGGAACCGAAGGAAAAAAAAUAUUUACAGUAUUUGACAAGUGCCAGGUAUGCAUUAAGGUCCAUUGAAACUAAAGUGUUUGUAUGACUAUAUAAGAACAAUGCUGUAAAAAGAAUAACACAUUUUGGUUUACUUAUACCUACUCAUGUGUCUAUUUCUGCUAGUACUUUUCAAUGAAGACCUUCACUUAUGUCUCUAUGAGACAUGAAUAUGGUAGUUAGCAUUCUUUGGGUGAAUGCAUGUAACUGAAAUGUUUCCUGUACCAACAGAAUAAUGUCAUUUAGAAGCUUUAGCUGUAUUAUUAUAAUUAUUUUUACUAUGUCAUCUGUGAACGACUCUCUUUUGGUCAAACAGCUAGGGAAAUAUCAGAAUGUUGCAAUUGUUAUUCACAUGCUUAGUCUCUCUUCAAUUUUAUCCAGUUUGUUUUGA